UGGGGCUGCUUGGCUUAUGUGCAUGUGCAGAGGGACAAAAGGGAUGGAUUUGGAUCGCAUAUGGAGAAGUGCGUGUUUAUUGGGUACCUUGAUGGCUACAAGGCGUGGAAGUUCUACAAUCCUGCGACUCAGAAGGUCAUCAUUUCGGAAAGGGCAGACUUUGAUGAGCGAUUCUUUCCUGGGACUCGCCACUUUGAUGCUAACACCCAGACC
Heterobasidion irregulare TC 32-1 is the source of this 213-nucleotide messenger RNA. RefSeq lists its product as uncharacterized. The record is from RefSeq and is a predicted model, not a curated record. The annotation marks the transcript as partial. The transcript has a single exon. NCBI's taxonomy places the organism in Eukaryota, Fungi, Basidiomycota, Agaricomycetes, Russulales, Bondarzewiaceae.